AUGAAUCAAUUCCAACUAUUUCCCACACCCUCGCCGGAGGUUAAAGCGGCCAGGAAUCCGUUUCGCAAGGGCGUCAAGAAACCCGCUGCGAAGGUGGAGCCUGCAUCCCCGAUCUCUCUCAACGAGAUCAAAGACUCCGCUAAAGCUGAGUCUGUGCUGCUCCAGAUCAUCGAAGACACAUCGUCUUUUCCUCCUCCGCCCUCACAACCAAAAACCACACGGUCCAAGUCGCCGUCUGUGACGGAGCCAUCACCUAGUUCUAAAUCUCCUCAACCCCCUCGCAGCCGAAACCGUCAAGAGCACAAGCCCAUAGGCCGAGCCUUGACAUCACAAGACAGUUUGAGCAACAGCAGCAGUAGCAAUCACACUGCAAGCUCAAAUGCGUCACCCCAAUCAUCUCAGUCGUCUGUUUCACCCAUACCCAUGAGAUCGAUGUUCCCUCGUUUUGAUCCAAAGCUUCCUCUCGACAAGCAAAACAACCAACCUCAAUUGCCUAUAACUAGCCAACAAUCGAAAAGAUCUCGCAGGCCUCAUCUCACACUUACUACUUCAUCCGAGAUUGACCAUGUGUUGGGGCCCAAGACGGUCCCCGCGAGCGUGUUGAACUUCCCAAACGGUGUUUCGGAGUCUGAGGAGAUUCGAUACUCGUCUCCACAUGAAUUGGCGAUGCUAUGGGAGGCGGCCAAUGGCCAGCGACCUCAAAAUCUUGCCGCGACAUACAACCUACGCAUGACCAGGACGGGGCCCGCAAGCUUCACAUUUGGCAAUUCCCAACAGGCAUUCUACACACUACAGACAUAUGAAAAUGAUGAGAUCUCAAUCUCGCGUGGCGCCCCAUACAAGCCCAACGGUGACGUUCCCAUCAUGACUCUAAGUCUCGAAGAUCGCGGGCGCCGCGAACAUCCCUACGAUGGCCUUGUUGCACUUCUCUUUUCGAGACUCGCUGCCAUGCUGGCUAUCGAACAAGCAGACGAAAUCAGCAAGCUCCAUCAACUUGCUCCAUCUGAGGCUGCUGAAGUGGAGAACAACGCCCUCAGACGAGCUGCUGGACAAGAAUCUUGCCGUCUAUCCUGGAACCGUAACGCACGACUCUAUGAGCUUCGGCACCCCUUACUGUCCAAACGGCAGCCUCCAGCCCUAGUGGGAGCCGAGGGCAUUCCGCUCUCUCCUGUCCGGUCCCAAUCUUCGGGAAUCUUGCACAUUACUGUCUCUGCACCGUCCAGUGACACAAUGCCUCAUCAGGCUCCCACCAUCAUCGUCACCGGUCCACUGUCUUCGACUGCCGUGGCAGCAGCACAGCAAGCUGCCAACCCGCGCACGUCAACACUACCCGUCGCUGAUUCGGAUGAGCCGCUGGCAUCACUGGAUUUUGCUACCCGUACCCUAUCUAUCUCGCCCGCUGCUGUCAUUGCCACUAUUCCUUCGCUCUACGCGAUCGACUCCCUCAUCGCCGCAAUGCUCGCGGUCGCCGUCUCGGACGAAGCUACCAAUCCUAUUCUAGCCGACAUGGAGCUUGGAACACCCAGUUCUACUGAGUCAGGCGUUUUCAUGGGGCAGGGCAUUGAUAUUUCGUAUCGCGGCCCCCUGAUCACAACCCAAGCGGAGCGCGAAGACUACGCCGAGAGUCUCCAGCUAGCGUCUCAGAUCGAAGCAGCGAACGCCAGAGCCGAGGGCACAUCAAGAAGAAAAAGCUUCUUCAAGUUCUGGGAUAAACCUCCGUCGGCAACACUGGCCAGGUUGCAAACGUCGAAGCAGCAGGUUGUUGUUGAGGAAUUUGACCUCGAAAAAUACGGCUGCUACGGCAGCGGUUCUUCGCGCGAAGGCGAGAAAUUGCCUGGCAUUACGCGAACGUUGUUGAAGGUUUUGUUUUUCGGAUUAGAGUUGUUGGUCAAGGGGUUGACGCUAGCGGUCAGGAUACUUGCAUGGCUGUUAGUUCAUUCGACGCGCUGUGUUACAAGUGAGAAAUUCUGA
This is a messenger RNA of Penicillium canariense, 1971 nucleotides long. RefSeq lists its product as uncharacterized. NCBI's taxonomy places the organism in Eukaryota, Fungi, Ascomycota, Eurotiomycetes, Eurotiales, Aspergillaceae. The coding region runs from base 1 to 1971 and encodes 656 amino acids. The transcript has 2 exons. The record is from RefSeq and is a predicted model, not a curated record.